CGUGCUGGCAGGCAGGCGUUCCUUGGGGCCACCCCGCCCUCCCUGGGUGCCCACCUCAUCUCGUGCCACCCACAGCCUGUCUGGCCAGGCCCGGGCAGGUCUGAGGAUGGGUGGGGAGCCCUGAGUCUCACCCCCUCUCUCCGCCGCCGCCUCUGCCCGCCCCGCCCUGGGCCCGGCACUCAGGCCUCGCCGAGCUGGGCCCUCCUGGUGCCCGAGGCUGAGAAAUCGGGGGUCCCUGAGGGGGUCCCCGGAGCCGGCCGGGUGGGGGCGCCCUCCCCAGGGGGGCCGGGGCCAUGCCCCCUGGCGCCCUCUGAGCCCCGACCAUGGCCCGCUCGCUGACCUGGCGCUGCUGCCCCUGGUGCCUGACGGAGGAGGAGAAGACGGCGGCCCGGAUCGACCAGGAGAUCAACCGGAUCCUCUUGGAACAGAAGAAGCGGGACCGCGGGGAGCUGAAGCUGCUGCUGCUGGGCCCCGGGGAGAGCGGGAAGAGCACGUUCAUCAAGCAGAUGCGCAUCAUCCACGGGGCCGGCUACUCGGAGGAGGACCGCAAGGGCUUCCGGCCCCUCGUCUACCAGAACAUCUUCGUCUCCGUGCGCAACAUGCUCGAGGCCAUGGAGCGGCUGCAGAUCCCCUUCAGCCGGCCCGAGAGUAAGCACCACGCCAGCCUGGUCAUGAGCCAGGACCCCUACAAGGUGACCACCUUCGAGAAGCGCUACGCCGUGGCCAUCCAGUGGCUGUGGAGGGACGCGGGGGUCCGGGCCUGCUACGAGCGUCGGCGCGAGUUCCACCUGCUCGACUCGGCCGUGUACUACCUGUCCCACCUGGAGCGGAUCACAGAGCCUGACUACAUCCCCACGGCACAGGACGUGCUCCGCAGCCGCAUGCCCACCACCGGCAUCAACGAGUACUGCUUCUCCGUGCAGAAAACCAACCUGCGGUGAGCGCACGGCCUGGCGGGUGGGCAGGCUUCCUGCCGGAAGGGCGAAGGAGCUGGGGCCCUGAGGGAUGAGUAGGAGUUUGCUUGUCCCAGCCCUCACAGGGCUUCCAGGCUGAAGGAGGCAAAGCUGGACACACACACCUCCAGCGCCCCCCUCCAGUCACGACUGGGACCUGGAAGAGCCCAGAGUGAGGCACUAGAGCUCCAGGAGGGGAGGUCUUCCUGGAGGAGGGGACAUUGGUAUUGGGGCAUUGAAGGAUGAGUAGGAGUUCACUAGUGCCCACCUUUGAGGGGCUGCUGGGCAGAACCAGACAGAGACUAUGUGGUCCGGGCUAUGCCAGAGGGAAUGGUUCAGGGCAGGAAAGCUCAGAGGGUGAGCCCUCUAGUGGCCAAUGAGGAGGUGAGGCUGGAGGUCAGAAGACUCAGAAGGAGGCAGGAACCACAGUCCAGGCAGGAAGGGUGGGUAAGGGCCAGGGCAGUGGCCGUGGGGAUGGAAAUGAGGGGAUGGCGCAAAAAUUGUUUCUGAUGUAGAAUGGGCAGCGGGGUGGGGAGGCUCAGAUACGAUGGUGAAAUCAUUGGGGCAGGUUGAGUCUGAGGGGUCUGGAGCAUCUGGGAACUGGCUGGAUGCACAAAGCCUGAGCUGGAAGACAGAGGUGUGAGCGGCCAGAGCAGCAAGGGGUCGUCCAGGGAGAGUGACGGCCAGUGUCAAAGGCCAAGGAGAGGUCAGGAAGAAUAUAGGACAGUGAGAGGGACAUCAAUGACCUUAGCAAGCUCGGCAUCUGUGGGCUGAUGGCGGGGGCUGUGGAAGGUGCGGGGUGAUGCCUGGAGACACAGGUUCUACCCACCCAUGUUGAGUCUCUCCCAAGAGAGCCUGGACCGCCCCCCAAAUGUGCUGUUCUGGCCUCGGCAAUGGUCUUUACCAGGAAACUUCCUAAUUUGUCUGUUUGCCAUGGGUCUCCUCCACCAGAUGGAGAGCCCCACAAGGUCAGGGGACGAGUCUGAUUCUCCUGCUUCGCCGGUGAUCAGGUCAAGGUCAGAGUGGACAUUGGUCAACGUGGGAGGAUGGGUAAAAGGAUGGAAG
Messenger RNA from Equus quagga, 2018 nucleotides. RefSeq names its product guanine nucleotide-binding protein subunit alpha-15. The coding region runs from base 324 to 941 and encodes 205 amino acids. Gene Ontology annotation, cellular component: heterotrimeric G-protein complex. NCBI's taxonomy places the organism in Eukaryota, Metazoa, Chordata, Mammalia, Perissodactyla, Equidae. The record is from RefSeq and is a predicted model, not a curated record. Gene Ontology annotation, molecular function: GTPase activity; G protein-coupled receptor binding; G-protein beta/gamma-subunit complex binding. The transcript is spliced from 4 exons. Gene Ontology annotation, biological process: adenylate cyclase-modulating G protein-coupled receptor signaling pathway; phospholipase C-activating dopamine receptor signaling pathway; action potential.